AUGGCGGCGGCGUCCGAUUCCGGUGGUGGUUCGAAGAGGCGGCGGACGGACGAUGAAGGGGAUCAAGGAAUCGGCAACACGGAGGCCGCGACGGAGGAGGAGGAGGACCGCAUCUCGGCGCUGCCGGAGGCGCUGCGGCUGCACAUCCUCGGCCUCCUCCCGUACAAAUCCGCCGUCCGCACGGGCGCGCUCUCCACCCAGUGGCGCGCGCUCUGGACGCGCCGCUGGCCGGAGCCCUCCUCGCUAGACCUCCGGCUCGACACCCUCACCGCCGCGCCGCCGAUCCUCCAGUCCCUGGAACGGCUCAGCCACCGGCGCUUCGACCGGUUCUCCCUCUCCUUUCAGAUCCGCAACGGGGAGCUCAAGCCCGACGGCGUCCAGCGCAUCCUGGACUACGCCGCCGCCUGCUCCGUCGCCGACCUCAGCGUGGACAACGCCCACCGCGCCUUCGCCUUUCUUUUCAAGCUCCGCCUGCCGCCAGGUGACCCCUACCUCACGCGCCUCGCCCUCGCCGGCAUUCUCGUCGGCCUCUCCAAGCCCUUCUCCGCUCAAUCCCACACCUUCUCCGCCCUGGAGGCCAUUUCUCUCCACGGCGUCAAGCUCUCCGACUACACCGUCGAAAACCUGGUGGCCGCGUCCCCUCUCCUCCACACCCUCGAGCUGUGCUACUGCGAGGGCCUCCGGUUCAUCAGCGUCGCGGCCGCCGGAUCGCAGCUCAGGAGCCUCACCAUCGCGGAGUGCGAAUGGGUGAGGGACGUUUACACCAUGGAGGCGUCCACCCUUCGCUCCUUCCGAUACAGCGGCUGCUACAUCCGCGCCCUGACAAUCCCAGCUACCUGCGCGCUCGCCGACCUCUACAUAUGCUUUGGUGGAUCUGCUGGUCACUCCCGGGAGGACAGGCCAGGCACCCCAAUCUUCUGCUUUGGCUGGCCUCCUGAGGUGCCAAGGAACUGGCUUCAGGCACUCACCAACCUCUCCGACCUCACCGUGCUUACCCUCUGCAGCAGCGCCCUGCGGCGAGUGUCCGCCAAGGCUCGAGAAAGAUCAUUGGCCGGAAGUGCUGCACCGUGCAAAUUGCAGAAUCUGAGAGAGCUGCAGCUGCUCAUGUUUGCGAUGUAUGACAGCAACCUGCAGGACAUCUACGUUUUCCUCGUCGCCUGCUGCCCCUCUCUAUUAGAGAGACUGUUUUUGGAGCUUCCAACAAAUAGUCACUAUUAUCGGCCAGAUUUAGAACCAUCAGAAUCAGAGGAUGAGCUACUAGAGCCAGUGGAGGAGCUGCCAGGGAAAGAACCACCUGAGGAAGAUGGGCCAGAGGAAGAGUCAUCAGAAGAGGAAGAGGAGCUGCUAGAGGAAGAGGCAUCGGAGGAAAUGGAAUCAGAGGAAGACUGGUCAGAUGAAGAGCUAUCUGAUGGGGGGAAAUCAGAGGAAGAGCCAAUGAAGGGUUUCCUUGAGAACCUUAAGUUGCUCAAGAUGACGAAUUUCAAGGGGAGCGACAAUGAGAUGACACUAGCAAGGCUUGUGUUGAGAAACUCUACUAGUCUCAACCAAUUGCUACUAUUUACAUCGAGGAGUGAUCGACCAGAAUGGCUCCGGGAAAAGCAUGUGGACACAUCCGGUAUUCUUGAAAAAAUAUUGCCUCUCAAAAAGGCCUGGCCAAAUGCCCAGAUAAUUCUGGGUGAGUCUGACGGUGAUGCAGUCCAGCCAUUGCAUAGGAAAGUCUAUGCCCGCAUGCCAGAGCCCAUCCCUCUCGUCGAUCUUAGCCGUCUGACGGACGCAGACGAGGCCGACAAGCUCCGGGCAGCUCUGCAGACCUGGGGCCUCUUUCUGGCCACGAACCAUGGAAUCGAAGACUCUCUUAUGGACGCCAUGAUGAGCGCGUCCAGAGAGUUCUUUCGGCAACCGAUCAAAGAGAAGAAGAAAUGCAGCAACUUGGUGGUGGAGGGCAAGCCCUUCGAGGUGGAAGGGUAUGGAAAUGACAAAAUAGGAAGCCAGGAUCAGAUCCUGGACUGGAACGACCGGUUGCAUCUGAAACUGGAGCCAGAAGAUGAGAGGAAUUUUGCUAAAUGGCCUACUCACCCGGAAUCUUUCAGGGAUGUGCUACAUGAGUACGCGCUAAAAACUAAGAGAGUAAGAGACCUUAUCUUGCGAUCAAUAGCAAAGCUCGUGGAGAUUGAUGAGGAUUACUUCGUCAACCAAAUAUCAGACAAGGCUUCCGGGUUUGCUAGAUUCAACUACUACCCUCCAUGUCCCAGGCCCGACCUUGUUUUGGGCCUCAAGCCUCACUCUGAUGGUGGUCUUGUUACCAUCCUUUUUGUCGACGAAGAUGUCGGUGGUUUGCAAGUUCAGAGAGAUGGAAAAUGGUACAAUGUUCCAGCCAAGCCUUACACAUUGGUGAUUAACUUGGCAGACUGCAUGGAGAUAAUGAAUAACGGAAUCUUUAGGAGCCCAGUUCAUAGAGUGGUGACGAAUGCCGAGAAGGAGAGGCUUUCACUGGCCGUGUUUUAUGCCGUGGAUAAAGAAACUAUGCUCGAGCCAGCACCUGGUUUGCUAGAUGAGAAGCGACCAUCAAGAUAUAGAAAACUAAAAGCCAAUGAUUUCGUGCUUGGGUUAUUUGAACAUUUUUCUCGGGGGACAAGAUUCAUCGAGACCCUCAAGAUAUAAGUUCAACGUUUUUUUAAGUUGUAGCAGUGAUUAUCUAUGGAGAAUAAAGCGAUGUUUACCUUCUCUGAGUGGGGAUUUUAUCUAUCAUCCCCUUUGUACAAGUCUCCAAGUCUUCUAAGUGUCUCACUUCAUCAACUCUUGGCUUAUGUAAUUCCAAACCAGCUAUUGUUUUUUUCGUGUUGUCCUC
Messenger RNA from Lolium rigidum, 2848 nucleotides. RefSeq lists its product as uncharacterized. NCBI's taxonomy places the organism in Eukaryota, Viridiplantae, Streptophyta, Magnoliopsida, Poales, Poaceae. The record is from RefSeq and is a predicted model, not a curated record. The coding region runs from base 1 to 2661 and encodes 886 amino acids. Gene Ontology annotation, molecular function: protein binding. The transcript has 7 exons.